ACCUCGUCGUGGGUUAUAUCAUGGUCAAUAUUUCAGAUUUCAAUCACGAUUCGAGCAUGGGAUCGAUAGUAGGAUUAGUAGGCUCGCGUGAGGUGUAAAACAGAAAUUAUGAAUGGUAAAAAUAGGCGUGGCGGCAACGCGACCGCUCCGCUGAAAGCCCUGAAAAGUCUCAGUCGAGGACGUUACGAACGUCAGAAAUCGGAAGAGAGUCAGUAAGUAUUUCUCCUCUCCCUCUCUCACAUCGAAAACACACGGGUUGCAGUAUCUUCGCGACGGGAAACUCGUCGCCGUUUGAUUCUUGUUGAUGGCGAAGACCCUCGGGGAAAGCGAAGAAUGAAAUGCGAAGAAACAAUAUCAGCAGAAGCACGAUCAGUCCGCUGACGCAGAAGAUAAAGGCUCCUCAACAUCUGCUGCGACUCAAGGACGAGGAUGGCUACGGCGAUGAAUGGAACGAUCAUUUCCGACUACCUAGUUUGCCAUGGCAGAAAGCGUUAAAAGACAAUGACACCCCGUCCAAUAGCAACAGUGCGGCAACAUCUGUUUCAUGGUCGCAGGAGGUGGAGAGCAUGGCAACUCAGAAAUUGGAGGAGCAAUGGACCGCCGUGGAGAAGAUCUUCUAUGAGGAGGAUACUCAGAUGCUUAAAGAUUCUAUUUUGGACGAGUGCACGCAGUGGAAAACACAGAUACCAUAUCUGAGAAUAGUUGGCAAGAACCCGACUUAUGACAGUACACAACGUGACAUUGGCUCCAGCAGUAAGAAGACAAAGAGACUUGAUAAUCCACAAAACGAUGAAAUAUUUAUAGAACGCAAUCUUUCAAUGAAGGAAGGAGAGGAUUCUGUACAAUAUAAAUUGAAUAAGGCAAAAUUUGAAGAUGUUCUCGACAUGAUGAUGGAAUAUGUAAUCUCGGAGCUUUUUCCUAACGAAAAGGAUGAAACAGAUUCUUUGCACGACAAUUUGACUGAUGCUCUAAGAAUAGCUCCCGCUCCUGUUCACAGUAAUAGAAAGAUAGAUUCGUCAAGAAAUUCAAAAGCAAAUUGGACAGAGGAAGCAAUCUCGCCUAAUUAUAUCGAGAACAAAUCUAUAAGUAUAAGAAAUCGAUUGCUGGCUACAGAAAAUUCCCUUCAGACAAUAAAGAACGAUGCAAAUCUUCAAGGAAUCCAGAAGAAAUCAAGGAAGUCAAUUUCUGCAAAUAAACUAAGAGACUUUGGUGAUACGGAAGAUGACGCUUUGAAGUCCAAAGAGCGAUUAUGCACGCCACAUAUAGGCAGAAAUAAGCUUGGCACUAUUUUUAAUGAGAGGAUUGUUGUAAGCCCUGUGCCCUUUACAGUGUCUACUCGAGAAAGCUUCUCUACUGUAAAGACUAUCCCGAUUAAAUUUAUGAAUGAGGAUUUGGAAAUUUCUUCUGCUCAAGGAUUAGCUCGAAACGUUGGCUUCCAAAAUUUUGCGAAAAAGUCGGGUGCCUUCUUGAGAAAUCCAAAUAUUCAUUCCGCCUGGCAAGCUUCUGUCUCUCCUACUGUUUGGCCAAAAAAUAUCCGACUCGCUCCCAUAGAUACUUCGAGACUUUCUAACAGCAAAAAUAGAUCAUUGGCACCGUCGCCUGCUGUCCAGCACUACAGCAGAAAAUCAUUGAACCCGAUUUCUCGUCCCAUGAUACCAAAAUCCGCCCAUAUAACUCGCGAUUGUAGCAUCAAUUUUUUGGAGAUUCAAGGAAAGCAUAUUGUUCCCAGCUGGGACAGUCCUAAAGUGGCCAAGAACAAGAAGAAAACUCGAACAAAGGAAAGACUUUGAAAAGAAGCUUAGCUGAUGAAGUCAGAAGCGCUUUGAAUAUUUGCAUGCAAGAAAUAUAUUUUUCAAAAAUGUCAGACACGUGUAUCCUGUAUGUAAUUGCAAAGAAGCAUAGGAGUACAAAAUGCUUUAACGCGUUCGGUUUUGCAAGCAGGAUAAUGCCUGAGCACGGUGAAAUGCUUUAAGUAUAUAUAUAUAUAUAUACUUCAACAUAUAUAUAUAUUUACUGCGCGCGUCAGUAGGUCUGUUCGCGUUGCUUGCACUUUUUAUAAGAAUCUUUUUCCCCUUUCUCUCUUUUCAACGCCCGAAUUAUAUAUUUAUCUCGUCUUAAGUGCAAAAAUUUUGGGAAAUUUUAAGCAACGCGAACAAACUUAAUGUAAAGUAUUUAUGAAAGAUGAUCGUCGCACGCAUAUGCGCGACGGCAUUUUAUUUUAAAUACAUAUCGUUAUUUUGUAGGUAAUACUGUUUCUACCUCACCAAGUAUCCGUAUUGUUCAAGUAUUCUACACGCUUAUCGCGAGUGGAUAUAUUUUUGUAUAC
This is a messenger RNA of Atta colombica, 2326 nucleotides long. RefSeq lists its product as uncharacterized. The coding region runs from base 339 to 1790 and encodes 483 amino acids. The record is from RefSeq and is a predicted model, not a curated record. NCBI's taxonomy places the organism in Eukaryota, Metazoa, Arthropoda, Insecta, Hymenoptera, Formicidae. The transcript has 6 exons.